GACGGAUGCCAGUGAGUCAGAGCGAGAGUGAGCGAAGCAUAGGACGGCUCGAGUUCAACCCGACAAAACAACUCUACAAAGUAACCUUCUUCUUGUUCAACACUCGGAUUUUUUCGUCCUUAUCUGUCACCUGGAAUGAAAUGCUUUUACGUGGAUGACUCGAAAGAUCAGGUCGAGAUCCCACCUGGCGUCUCCAAACUGACACGUGUGUCCCAGCUUGAGCUGCCCGGCUCAAGGGAGCACCUCUCCGAGAGUUCACCGCCAUGUCUUAACACCUCGCACUCACCUCUGAAAACCCUAUCCCCCCUUCCCUCUCUCUCCCCUCCCUCCCCCUCCUCCUCUUCCUCCCCCGCCCUCCCUGUAGAAACUCCCCAGUCUUUUGGAAACCAUAGUGCCUCCUUUGGAGAAAUGAGUCUGCAGCAGCAGGGGUCCGAGAGGGACCUUCCCUCCGCCACCUCUUCCGUCAGUCUGCCCUCCGUACGGAAGACGCCCAAAAAGCGCCGGAUCUCGUUGAGGUCGUUAUUUCGCCGACGUUGCGGCGAUCCCAAGUCUCGCAAGUCACGGGCGCUUGCCGCCGGAGUGGACGCCAUCGCCAGCGUCGAGAGCGUGCACUCGGAAAUGUGCCAGCAGCAGGAUCACGUCUCCGCUCUUUCUGUGCCUGGCGCGGCCUCCACGUCAUCUUCAUCAUCCUCGGCCUCAACCUCGGAGCUGCUGGAAUGCCCGCUGUGCCUGCUGCGCCACACCCGAGACCGUUUCCCUGACAUCAUGACAUGCCACCACCGCUCCUGUGCUGACUGUCUCCGGCAGUACCUGCGCAUCGAGAUAUCUGAGAGCAGGGUCAACAUCAGCUGCCCCGAAUGCUCUGAACGCUUUAACCCCCACGACAUCCGCAUGAUACUCAAUGACCGAGUGCUUAUGGAGAAGUACGAGGAGUUCAUGCUGCGCCGGUGGCUGGUGGCGGACCCUGACUGCCGCUGGUGCCCUGCUCCAGACUGCGGGUAUGCAGUCAUUGCCUUUGGUUGUGCCAGCUGUCCGAAAAUCACGUGUGGUCGUGAGGGCUGUGGAACAGAGUUUUGUUACCACUGCAAACAGCUGUGGCACCCAAACCAGACCUGUGACGCCGCCCGACAGCAGAGAGCCCAGAGCCUCCGACUGAGACCCUUCAGAUCAUCUUCACUCAGCUAUAGCCAGGAGAGCGGCGCUGCUGCUGAUGACAUAAAGCCAUGUCCUCGCUGUGCGGCCUACAUCAUUAAGAUGAAUGAUGGGAGCUGUAAUCACAUGACCUGUGCUGUAUGUGGCUGUGAGUUUUGCUGGCUCUGUAUGAAGGAGAUAUCUGACUUGCACUACUUAAGUCCUUCAGGGUGCACGUUUUGGGGUAAGAAGCCUUGGAGCAGGAAGAAGAAGAUCCUGUGGCAGUUGGGCACGCUGGUGGGAGCUCCGGUUGGCAUUGCACUGAUUGCUGGCAUUGCCAUACCUGCAAUGAUCAUUGGGAUUCCUGUCUAUGUGGGUAGAAAGAUUCAUAAUAGAUACGAGGGAAAGGACAUUUCAAAGCACAAGAGGAAUCUGGUGAUAGCAGGCGGGGUGACGCUGUCAGUGAUCGUCUCUCCAGUGGUAGCUGCCGUCACUGUCGGUAUCGGAGUGCCCAUCAUGUUGGCUUACGUCUACGGCGUGGUGCCCAUCUCUCUGUGCCGCAGUGGGGGUUGUGGUGUGUCCGCGGGGAACGGCAAAGGUGUGCGCAUCGAGUUUGAUGACGAAAACGAAAUGAACGUGGGCACCGGAGCAGCUGUGACUGACACCACUUCAGUAGCAGAGACCAGACAUAACCCCAGCAUCGGUGAGGGAAGUGUAGGUGGUCUGACGGGCAGUCUGAGUGCCAGCGGGAGCCACAUGGAGCGUAUCGGAGCAAUGAGAGAUAACCUGAGUGAGAACGCCAGCACCAUGGCCCUUGCUGGGGCAAGCAUCACCGGCAGCCUGUCGGGAAGUGCCAUGGUCAACUGCUUUAACAGGUUGGAGGUUCAAGCUGAUGUGCAGAAGGAACGCUGCAGUCUGAGCGGGGAGUCUGGCACCGUCAGUCUGGGGACAAUCAGCGAUAACGCUAGUACCAAAGCAAUGGCUGGAUCCAUUCUCAAUGCCUAUUUGCCUCUAGACAGAGAUGGCAACAGUAUGGAGGUGCAGGUGGAUGUGGAGUCUAAGCAAGGAAAGCUCAGGCACCACAGCGGCAGCAGCAGUAUGGACGACGGCGCAAGCGCUUGCCCUUCCGGCUGCCCUCACGACAGCAAGUGCGCCGCUUCCCGCUGGGCCAAGGAGCCUUCCUUAACCUCGUCUUCAUCUUCGGGAAAGAGAAGCAAAGGAAAGCUGCGCAAGAAAAGCGGAGGCAUCAAGUUCAACGAGACGCGCGAGGACAUGGACGCCCAGCUGCUGGAGCAGCGCAGCACCAACUCCAGCGAGUUGGAUUCGCCCUCUCUGAGCGGCAGCCUGCCGUCCGUUGCCGACUCGCACUCGAGUCAUUUUUCCGAGUUCAGCUGUUCAGACCUGGACGCGUGCAGGCCCCCCUGCUACGAGCCUCACGUGAGGCAUCCCAGCAUGGGUGGAGCGGUCAGCCCGCUCCCAGAGGUGGAGCACGAUCGAUUGGAGAACUGCCCCGUUUCUGGGAACUUCCACCAGGCGGCGGUAGCCUCUCUCACCCCAGAUGGGGCCGCAGAGCGCCCCCUGUGCUACAUUGCGGAGGAGAACGUGAGUUUAAUCUCGGGUGCGGCCCAAAGCUCACCUAAAGAGCAUAACAACAACCUCCCUCAGCCGGCUAGCCCUGUGCGUAACGCCUGUAUUCAAACGGAGAUAUAAGGCGACACCGAUUAAACAUCCACUCGCUUUCAGAUUAUAAAUCUUGCGGUGAUGAAUCGAAUGUUGAAGUAAUGCCACUAUUUACACUGGUCAAGGGCAGGACAUGCCUCAAGUUCAAUGUGACCGAAGGUUGCUAUGUGUUGAACUGUACAGGUUGUGUAAGGGCUGGGCUGAUACGUGGAUUCGGAAGGGGAACAGAUGAAUGUAUGGCGGCAAGUGAUGCACGGAUGAUGAUGAUGAUGUAGCUGUUUAUCACACAUGCCUCUAUUUCAGUGUUCAGGGUCGCUGUGAUCAACAACCUCACCAGUGAGGAACGAGUGUGUGGCUCACAAAGUACAUGUCCAGGUCAUAUUUUAAAGAAAGUGUUAUGAGUAUUAAGUCGUUUUUGGCAACAAUUACCCGCAGAUUUGUUUUGUGAUGGUUUAAUUGUAAUGCAGUAUUUUUUUUACUGUAUUACAAAAGCAUUUACUACCUUGAUGUAUAAAUAUUUUGAGAAUAUGUCAAACUCGGUUAUCCUAAAACAGCUGAAAUGAAGAAAUAUGACAUGGACAUGGACAUUCAGGCACCUUCAUCACACACAUACACACAUAUACGCUCAGUUAUCCGGCAUAUAGCUUUAGUUGGAGGAAUCUGCGUCUAAUCAAACAUAUAUAUAAAAAGGAAGGGGGUAUUCAGUGUCCCCAUGUUAUAGCCACGAGGGACCAGGCAGUAGAUGUCCUUUUCAUCAGCGAUUCUAUUAAAUGUUUGCGUUUUUAAUUUCUUGGGCUUUUUUCAAAGGUAUGAUUUUUCUCUGCUUAUUUUCCAUUUUUGGGAAAAGUUAAUAUGUUUAAGCCCUGUGUGGGGUGCUGGUUCAAGUUGAAGAGCAUGUGACGUGCUAGAUGAAGCUGUUUGGACGCCCCCUGCUGGACUUUUCACCAAACCCAUUUUAUUCCCUGGGGAAGUAAAUCAUUAAGAGAAAGUCCAGCAUUGUUUAGUGUUCUGCAAAAUAAUCCAUGUAAGGUAACUGUCCAACUCCUUUAAUGUUAAAGGCUAUGAUGUAAUCGCAUUUAGGUCGUUUCAAUCACCUUGCGAUUUUAAGUUAUUUUCUCGAUGUAUUUGUAUUGACUCAUGGUGCCUUUUGGAUCAUAAAAAGUAAGUUUGUUUCUCCAGUUUGUGUCUUAUUCAAAUGUAUUCGAGCUGACGUGAAUGUUGGUGAGGUGGAGUGGCAUCAGUAGAAACGUUUCACAAUCUGUCCCUGUGCUACACACACUAAACGGUUGGGGACUCGCAACUGACCGCUUACCAAAGACAGCACUCAGGCUCAUUUAUGAUGACUCCUCACACACUUCAACGGCACUCACGGUUUAGAGACUCGGCUGCCUCUGAGAGUCUGAAGCGUGUGUUUGCACUGUUCAUUCGUAGUCCCCCAUCAUGUACAGCCAGUGCAAGAAGAGAGGUUUCUGUUCGUCUGUCUCGCCGCCGUUCUGGUGCUGCUCCGUAAUCUCUCGGGACUGAUCCAACACCACAAGCUGCUUUUUGUUUGUUUCUUCGACUUUAAUUUUCCCGUUUAUGUUUCGAGCCUCCCUGCCCGUACCGGUAUGAAUAUUCAUUCAGAGGGUAGGGCUGAGUAUGAUUUCUAACUUGUUCAAAACAGCUUAUGAUAUUUGUAUAUUUGCUUUAUAAUAUGCGUGUAAAUGCAUAUCUAAAUGAAAAUAAAAAAAUGAAUCCAGA
Molecule: messenger RNA, 4551 nt
Organism: Misgurnus anguillicaudatus (oriental weatherfish)
Lineage: Eukaryota; Metazoa; Chordata; Actinopteri; Cypriniformes; Cobitidae
Gene: rnf19a
Product: ring finger protein 19A, RBR E3 ubiquitin protein ligase
Biological process (GO): protein ubiquitination
Molecular function (GO): zinc ion binding; ubiquitin-protein transferase activity
Source: RefSeq, a predicted model, not a curated record